UCCAUGCGCCUGGAUAGGAUGACUCGGGCUGCUCCCAUUCAGGGCUGCUGGCCGGGCUGCCAGGGUCUCGGCCAGCUCUGCACAUCGCCUCCCUGCCUGCUCCUCCGCCCACCCUCCCCCCGGAGUUCCCUUUUCCUCGCCCCUCUUCUGGUGGGGCUGCAGGCCGGCACUGAGCAUGCACAGCUUAUCCGGGGCGCGUUCCCGGACGCUCCCCCGCCCCGGGCUCUGGGAGGGCAGGGCGGCAGGGCAGCGCUCUCCUUGACGUGGAUGGCUCGGUGAAGCCCACCCUGGUCUGGGCAAGAAUCCCGACUAUGCAGAAAUUCAUCGAAGCGGAUUAUUAUGAGCUAGACUGGUACUAUGAAGAAUGCUCGGACGUUUUAUGUGCUGAAAGAGUUGGCCAGAUGACUAAGACAUAUAAUGACAUUGAUGCUGUCACUCGGCUUCUUGAGGAGAAAGAGCGGGAUUUAGAAUUGGCUGCUCGGAUUGGCCAGUCGUUGUUGAAGAAGAACAAGACCCUCACCGAGAGGAACGAGCUGCUGGAGGAGCAGGUGGAGCACAUCCGGGAGGAGGUGUCUCAGCUCCGGCAUGAGCUGUCCAUGAAGGAUGAGCUACUCCAGUUCUACACCAGCGCCGCGGAGGAGAGCGAGCCCGAGUCCGUGUGCUCAACCCCGUUGAAGAGGAAUGAGUCAUCGUCCUCAGUCCAGAAUUACUUCCAUCUGGAUUCGCUUCAGAAGAAGCUGAAGGACCUGGAAGAGGAGAACGUUGUACUUCGAUCCGAGGCCUGCCAGCUGAAGACGGAGACCAUCACCUACGAAGAGAAGGAGCAGCAACUGGUCAACGACUGCGUGAAGGAGCUGAGGGACGCCAACGUGCAGAUCGCCAGCAUCUCGGAGGAAUUGGCCAAGAAGACGGAAGACGCUGCCCGCCAGCAGGAGGAGAUCACGCACCUGCUGUCUCAGAUCGUGGACCUGCAGAAGAAGGCCAAAGCGUGCGCGGUGGAAAAUGAAGAGCUGGUGCAGCACCUGGGGGCCGCCAAGGAUGCCCAGCGGCAGCUCACGGCCGAGCUGCGGGAACUGGAGGACAAGUACGCCGAGUGCAUGGAGAUGCUCCACGAGGCGCAGGAGGAGCUCAAGAACCUCCGGAACAAGACGGUGCCCAACACCACGUCCCGGCGCUACCACUCGCUGGGCCUGUUCCCCAUGGACUCCCUGGCAGCCGAGAUCGAGGGGACGAUGCGGAAGGAGCUACAGUUGGAAGAGCCCGAGUCACCAGACAUCGCUCACCAGAAGCGAGUCUUCGAGACCGUUCGGAACAUCAACCAGGUGGUCAAGCAGAGGUCCCUGACGCCCUCCCCCAUGAACAUCCCCGGCUCCAACCAGUCCUCGGCCAUGAACUCCCUCCUGUCCAGCUGCGUCAGCACCCCCCGGUCCAGCUUCUACGGCAGCGACGUCGGCAACGUCGUCCUGGACAACAAGACCAACAGCAUCAUCCUGGAGGCAGAGGCGGCCAACCUGGGAAACAACGAGCAGAGUAAGAAGCCGGGGACACCGGGCACCCCGGGCUCCCACGACCUGGAGACGGCGCUGAGGCGGCUGUCCCUCCGCCGGGAAAACUACCUGUUGGAGAGGAGGUUCUUCGAGGAGGAGCAGGAGCGGAAGCUCAGGGAGCUGGCGGAGAAGGGCGAGCUGCUCGGCGGCUCCCUCACGCCCACCGAGAGCAUCAUGUCCCUGGGCACGCACUCCCGCUUCUCCGAGUUCACCGGCUUCUCGGGCAUGUCCUUCAGCAGCCGCUCCUACCUGCCCGAGAAACUCCAGAUCGUCAAGCCGCUGGAAGGUUCUGCCACCCUUCACCACUGGCAGCAGUUGGCCCAGCCUCACCUCGGGGGCAUCCUGGACCCCCGGCCCGGUGUGGUCACCAAGGGCUUCCGGACGCUGGACGUAGACGUGGACGAAGUGUACUGCCUUAACGACUUUGAAGAAGAUGACACAGGUGACCACAUUUCCCCCCGGGGCCUAGCUACCUCCACGCCAGUGCAGCACCCAGAGACCUCAGGUGAGAGGUCCCGAGCGCACGUGACUGUCGCAGGCGGCAGAAGCUCCCCGAGCCGGCCUCAGGCUUUCCCAGAAGAGAUGCAGGAGCCAGCGGCCGCAGAGGAGCAGGAGGAGGAGGAGGAGGGGUCUGCACACCACCCUGGGAAGUGCAUGUCGCAGACCAACUCCACCUUCACCUUCACCACCUGUCGCAUCCUGCAUCCUUCAGACGAGCUCACGCGAGUCACGCCAAGCCUUAACUCAGCCCCGACUCCAGCUUCUGGCAGCGCCAGCCACUUAAAGUCCACGCCGGUGGCCACGCCCUGCACACCCCGGAGACUGAGCCUGGCCGAGUCCUUCACCAACGCCCGUGAGUCCACGACCACCAUGAGCACGUCGCUGGGGCUGGUGUGGCUGCUGAAGGAGCGGGGCAUCUCGGCGGCCGUGUACGACCCCCAGAGCUGGGACCGGGCCGGGCGGGGCUCCCUCCUGCACGCCUACACCCCCAGGAUGGCCGUGAUCCCCUCCACCCCGCCCAACUCGCCCAUGCAGACGCCCACGUCUUCCCCACCCUCUUUUGACUUCAAGUGCACGAGCCCGCCCUACGACAACUUCCUGGCUUCCAAGCCUGCCAGCUCCAUCCUGAGGGAGGUGAGGGAGAAGAAGCCCGUCCGGAGCAGUGAGAGUCAGACGGACGUGUCUGUCUCCAACCUCAACCUCGUGGACAAAGUCAGGAGGUUUGGCGUGGCCAAGGUGGUGAACUCAGGGCGAGCCCACGUCCCCAUCUUGACUGAGGAUCAGGGGCCUCUCCUCUGUGGGCCUCCGGGCCCCGCACAGGCCCUUGUCCCUGGAGGCCUGGGACCCGAGGGCCUGCCUCUCGGAUGCUCCACCGUCACGAGUGCCAUCGGCGGGCUGCAGCUCAACGGUGGCAUCCGGCGGAACCGCAGCUUCCCCACCAUGGUGGGGUCCAGCAUGCAGAUGAAGGCCCCCGGGACUCUCACCUCGGGCAUCUUGAUGGGUGCUAAGCUCCCCAAACAAACUAGCUUGCGGUGAGGGUGGCAGCGGGGCCCUUCCUCGGAGGAGACCAAUCUUGUCCUUCCUCCCUCGCUUCCCCCACCUGCACUGCGCUCUCUCCCUCUUCCCUCCUUGCCCAUCCCCUCCUGAGCUUGACAAAUCAACCUCGUGCCUAAUGGGGGAAGAGUGGAGACUUUGUAAAAUGUGUACAUAGGACUUGGAGACCAGUAUCCGACCUGCCCUUCCUUCAGAUCCCGCGGGCAGUGCCCCUGCACUGUCAUUGCUCUCAUGAGGACUUCACCUGUGCUGGCCUGGGGGCUGGGCAGGCCCGUGUCUUUUCCUCCUUCUGUCCUUUGAGAAGCACUGAAACUCCCCAGGGCAUUCUUAUCCCAUGGAUAGGAAACUGGGGAACUUGGGGCUGGCUGCCAGUGUGCCCGUCAU
Messenger RNA from Myotis brandtii (Brandt's bat), 3485 nucleotides. RefSeq names its product trafficking protein, kinesin binding 1 (gene TRAK1). NCBI's taxonomy places the organism in Eukaryota, Metazoa, Chordata, Mammalia, Chiroptera, Vespertilionidae. The transcript has 15 exons. The record is from RefSeq and is a predicted model, not a curated record. Bases 312 to 3083 code for a protein of 923 amino acids. Gene Ontology annotation, molecular function: GABA receptor binding. Gene Ontology annotation, cellular component: dendrite. Gene Ontology annotation, biological process: neurogenesis; endosome to lysosome transport; anterograde axonal transport of mitochondrion.